CGGCUGCCCGAGCCCCGCGGCCGGGCCUUCCGUGGCCACGCCCCCGUGGUUGCAGGGACAGCGCCCGAGGCCACCGUGGAGGUGGGGCUUGGCGCGCGCACCUGCCGGCUGGCUUGUCUGGCGUCGGACCACUGGACUCGAGGCUGCCGGUCCUGACCCUUGGCCGGGAAGCGCGCGUGUCUUGCAGAGUAGGGGAUGCGGAGAGCCGCUCCUCCGUGUCCAGGUAGCAUGGUCUGGAGCCAGAGGCGGCCAGGGUAUGACUGGCAUUCUUCAAGUCAUUCCCAGACCCGCCCUCUCCAGGACUGGCAGCCCGAGUUUCCUUUCGGUUUCUUUAAACAGUCUUGGGGACCGGACACUGCGGGAUCCACGCCGGGGCGCGGGUGGCGGAGCUCCGCCUCUGGGGGUUCCCCUGCGGCACCCCCAGCCCGCCGCCCCGACUUGCGGCAGUGCCACCGACCGCGCCUGGGCCAGCGCCGGGAGCCGGGAGGGGGGGCGCCGCCACCUCGCGCUCCCUCCUGCGCCCACCGCACCGGCGCCGCCGUCUCCCCAGCCAGCCUCCUCGGGGGAAGCGGGGCAAGGAAGCGAAAGUCAUUGAGAAACUUGUUUGAUUUCACUCUCUGAACCUUCUGGGAAUCAGUCUGCGGCAGGCGGCGCUGAGAUGGUACAGGGCGGGGGUCCUGGUGCCUACAGGACCGGUCUCCUCCUCGGUCUCCUCCUGCUAAUGCUGCUGAUUUUGCCAGGUAAUGGGAACGAGGGCAGCAAAGCUGGAAACUGUUACUGCAUGAAAACGUUUUCUUCAAACUCUCCACCAACCGCUGACCAGUUGAAGGCUUUGAGAAAGCGACUGGAAGAGUACAAUCAAUGCUUUGGCUAUGCCAGGUUCCGCUUGCGUCCUCGGUCCAGUUCCCAGCCCAAGUUGUACUCUGUGUGUGGGGGCAGCCAAGACCCUUGGGUGCUGGACUUGAUUAGCUGCUAUGAAAAAAAAGAAUGUGGACAUCACUCCCAAUCCCAGAGUAUGGCUCGCCAGGAACAUUUACUUCCACCCAACCAUCAGGUUCCUGAGUCCACAGAAAAGACAUCUUGGAAUACCAGCACUCCUACCCAGACUGCCCCAUCACCCACCCUGCAGUCUACUCAGCAGCCCACCCUGCCGUCUACUCAGCAGCCCACCCUGCCAGCAGCAACACCAUCCUUCGAAAAAAAUUUCACUCAUAAUAGUGAAACCACAACUUCCACGGUGGGACCAAGUCUGCACGCAGCACUUGAAAUUAGGGAGCAAGAGAAAGGAAACAAGGGCUCUGCAGCCGGGGCGUCAGCUUUGGUGGCCGUACCAUCCCUGUUGGGAAUUGUCUUCAUCCUCACCAUAAUCAUCCUAUAUUUGAAAUGCAAGAAACAGAAAUCACGGCACGACUCUCCAGAUUUAGAGCUCCCCUUGGCACCAGAUUCCACUGCUUAAAGAAUGGAAACCUGUGAGGCUGGCUGAUUUGUUCAAUACCAUGGGCAUUUAAUUCUUCAACCUGAAAAUGUGACAAGAUAUAAUAAAACUGCCCUCAACUUUCCUGAUUUUUCUCUUUUGCAUGAUCAUGUUGGAUGUUGCUUUACAAAAUAAUAAUACCUUGGACAAAUUCUCUUUUUAACUUAUUUUACUUAUUAUUAUGUUUGUGGCCCACUUCUUUUUUUCUUUUGCUUUUUUUUGGGGGGGUCACACCCAGCGAUGCUCAGGGGUUACUCCUGGCUUUGCACUCAGGAAUUACUCCUGGCAUGCUUGGGGACCAUUUGGGAUGCCGGGGAUCGAACCCGGGUCGGCCUCAUGCAAGGCAAACGCCCUACCCGCUGUACUAUCGCUCCGGCCCCUGUGGCCCACUUCUGAUCAUGGUGAGGUGAUGUAUGGGUCUGUGGUAUUAGGGAGUACCUAGGGACAUACCACACUGUGCCUAGGUGAGGCAUGUGGUCCAGGGAAUCACUAAGGACUUCAUCACAUGGUGGCCAUGUACUCUACCAUAUGAAUUAUUGACUCUGCAGAGACUGGUCUCAUACCCUUAUCCCUUACCAUGAUUUCUGGUACCAGCUUCUCUGUUGGUGAUUCCCCUUUGUCCUAAGUCUCUCCAUACUACACCAGAUAUUCCUUCCCAGCUUCAAACCUCUCCUACCCCAGCCCCAAAGUGAAAAACUGCUUUUUUCUACCCUUGUUCCUUUAAGGCUGCCAGUCUCGUUUUACUGCCUUGAAUCCCUUGUAUCACCCAGCGAUACAUACCCCAGUGAUUGUGUGAGCCCCUUGUUUUUAUGUUAUUGCUUUUAUUAUUAAAAUCCUUGGUUUUCUUCCAAUGAUGGAUAUGAGAAA
This is a messenger RNA of Sorex araneus (European shrew), 2341 nucleotides long. RefSeq names its product C-X-C motif chemokine ligand 16 (gene CXCL16). The transcript is spliced from 5 exons. The coding region runs from base 659 to 1456 and encodes 265 amino acids. The record is from RefSeq and is a predicted model, not a curated record. Gene Ontology annotation, molecular function: scavenger receptor activity; low-density lipoprotein particle receptor activity; chemokine activity. Lineage: Eukaryota; Metazoa; Chordata; Mammalia; Eulipotyphla; Soricidae. Gene Ontology annotation, biological process: positive regulation of cell migration; positive regulation of cell growth; receptor-mediated endocytosis.